Oryctolagus cuniculus (rabbit) is the source of this 2453-nucleotide messenger RNA. The record is from RefSeq and is a predicted model, not a curated record. NCBI's taxonomy places the organism in Eukaryota, Metazoa, Chordata, Mammalia, Lagomorpha, Leporidae.
GCCACUCGCCUGGCUGUGUCCUAUUAGGUUCUGGGGCUUUAGCAUCCUGGCUUGGGCGGGGGACGGGUAGCAUCCGUCCUAGGAUGCCAGGAACAUUGCCUUGCGGGCGGAGGCCAGAUCCUCGGGAAGCCAGGCCAUUCCGUCCCGCCACUUGUCCCAAACCCAGGGCAGGCAGUAGUCACCGCUCUAGGAAGCGCUGAAGAUCCGGGCACGCCGCCCCUCUCAGGGGCAGAAAGCCAGCUUCCCCCAGCUCCCUGGGAAGACCCGGCCAUCCUCUCAGCCAGGGCAUCUGAGGGCAGGAGCUGCGCCAGGCGUGCGGGAUAGACCAAGAGAAGAGCACCCCCGCCGAACCUCCUGUCCCCUACCUGGACCCAGACUCGGCGCCGCACAUUCCCCCCGGGGGGGCCCAGCGCAGUCACGCGCGCAUCCCACUUGCGCUCACACGCGCGCCGAGCUCACGCUCUGAGCCCCGCACACCUGCGCUCCGCCCCUUGAUCCCGGGCCGGCAACGGGGAACUGCAUUUGGGAACCCAGGGCGGCUGCGGGGGGCUCCCCCAUCGUCUCGCUUCCCCAGGGCCGGAGUUGUCCAGAGCCUGCCGCCGCGGCCAAGCAGCCCGCAGCCCGCGCCAUCCUUCCCUCCCCCCGCCUGCCGCGGCCCCGGUAUCCGCAGCCACAGCCGGGAGCCGGUGAGGCGGCGAAGGGGGGAGGGGGAGGAACCAAGGGAUGAGCGCCGGGAGGGCGUCGGGGGCCUUGAGCCGGACUAGAACGCCCCUGGAGCCGGAACCCGAGCCGGAGUCGGAACCAGAACCAAACCACCGGUACCGGGUGGGCCAGCGGCAGCCCCCUAAACCCAGGAGGCGCCCUGGCCCGCGCUCGCCCCCCAGGGCCUCAUGUCGGAACCACAGCCUGACCUGGAGCCGCCCCAACAUGGGCUGUACAUGCUCUUCCUGCUUGUGCUGGUUUUCUUUCUCAUGGGCCUUGUGGGCUUCAUGAUCUGCCACGUGCUCAAGAAGAAGGGCUAUCGCUGCCGCACGUCCAGGGGCUCCGAGCCAGACGACGCCCAGCUCCAGCCCCCUGAGGAUGAUGACGUGAAUGAGGACACGGUAGAGAGGAUUGUUCGCUGCAUCAUCCAAAAUGAAGCCAACGCUGAGGCCCUGAAGGAGAUGCUGGGGGACAGUGAGGGAGAAGGGACAGUGCAGCUCUCCAGUGUGGACGCCACUUCCAGCCUGCAAGACGGAGCCCCUUCCCAUCAUCACACAGUGCACCUGGGCUCUGCGGCCCCUUGCAUCCACUGCAGCCGCAACAAGAGGCCCCCGCUUGUCCGGCAGGGACGCUCCAAGGAAGGGAAAAGCCGGCCCCGGCCUGGGGAGACCACCGUGUUCUCUGUGGGCAGGUUCCGGGUGACACACAUUGAGAAGCGCUAUGGGUCACAUGAGCAUCGCGAUGGCUCCCCUACAGACAGAAGCUGGGGCUCUGGUGGGGGGCAGGACCCAGGAGGUGGCCAGGGGUCUGGAGGAGGGCAGCCCAGGGCAGGGAUGCCUGCCACAGAGAGGCUGCCCGCCGAGGCACCACAGCCGCAGGCCCUAGCCAGUCCCCCAGUGCAGAAUGGAGGACUUAGGGACAGCAACCGAGUCCCUUGUACACUGGAGGGGAACCCUGGAGCCUCUGCAGAGCUGACACUAGGGGCCAGAGGGAGGGGACCAAGCCCAGGACUGCCCAGGCAAGAGGCAAAUGGACAGCCAAGCAAGCCAGACACCUCAGAUUACCAGGUGUCUCUGCCACGUGGAACAGGGGGUGUGUGACGCGAGUCUGCCUGAGCCCCAGAUCAGGUAAUGGCAUUGUCCUACCCCAAUUAAAACAUUCAGGCCCCUCAGUCCCCUGAACCGUCAGGGUGACUGGCACGCUUAGCCUCUACCACACAUCCCUUGCUUUGGAGGUGGGAGUGGGCACAUGCUCCAGGGAACAGGGAAGGUCCUGAAGCUCCUGGGGAUAAGCUGGGACCCAGACCAAACAGGAGCAGCACUGUUACCCUUUCUCUCUCCCCCAAGCCCCAUUUUUCAUCACUCUGACAGACCACCAGCUGGCAGGGCCGGGGGCAGGCGGGCGUGAAGGCCCUCCCCUCCACUGGACAGCACUGCCCCCGAGCUGAAGGACGAGCUCUGCUUCCACCUGGAAUGGCACAGCGUCAGGCUGGGGGACCUCAGGAGAAGUCUCACCCAUCCCCAGCCCCUCGGUCUCCUUCCCCUUCCCUGGCCAACAGGCCGCCUGGCCCUCCUUGCCCAACACCUCGCUCCACAUGCUAGAGCGUGGCAGCUGGGAGCGGGCCCCUGCCCUUGGUGGGCCCCUAAAGCAAUAGCACCGUAGGUCCCUUGCCCUCUUGGCACAACAGGCUCAGGUCCUGCCUUGGCCUUCGUGCCCUUUAUUCACUGUCAAUAAAUCCGCUCAGACCAUCA